AUGGCUACCUCCAAACCGCGGACAGACUCUGAUGACCAACCUCAUAUCGGUCGGCUCGACUUCGAUGCGAAUCGCGCCACAGUACAGUCCAACGCUUCGCAACAUGCUGGGCGAAGCUUGCUGGACGAGGAUGUUGAUUUCAUGAGCGAGGUUGCCGAGGGCAUCCUCGAGCGAGACCGGCAGAGGAUGCGGCGCGAGGUCAUCCGCACCUUGAGCUUGGUCUGCGCUGUGUUGAGCUGUCUCUGCGCCGGCUCCAUCACGAGCUACUCGCUCUAUGCGCCUCGCUUCCUGACCCAGCUACGUUACACUCAGCUGCAGGUCAAUGCAAUCUCCAUCGCCGCAGAGCUGGGUCUAUACCUCUUCGUUCCUCUCUUUGGGUACCUGUGUGAUCGCUACUCGCCGGCACCGUUGUCAUUGAUUGCCAGUUUCCUGUUUGGUGGUGGAUAUCUGCUGGCCGCAUACACCUACAGGGCUGGACCACCGCCCAGCAGCGGAGCCCCCGAGGCGCAUGGCCUGCCUUUUCCGCUCAUGGUGCUUGCUUUUACCGCAGUAGGUGCAGGUACAGCAUGCAUGUAUCUCUCCGGCGUAGCCACUUGUGCAAAGAACUUCAGCAGGGGGAAAUACAGAGGGCUGAUACUGGCAUUGCCCAUUGCCGCGUUUGGGUUGAGUGGCAUGUGGCAGAGCCAAGUUGGUGCGCAUCUUCUGUACGAGCGGCUGCCAGAUGGGCAGAAGGGCGACGUGGACGUCUUCAGAUACUUCUUAUUUCUCGGAAUUCUGUUGAUUGGUGUUGGUCUCCUGGGUGCUCUUUGCCUCAGAAUCGUUGAUGAAGAAGAGCUCAUCGACAGAGGAGUAGAGGAGCUCGAACGGAGCGGUCUGCUUCAAGACAGCGAACUCUUCAGUGCCCAGAACGGAAGAGGCCACCACAACUAUGGAACCCUAAAUCAAGACGACAGUGACGAUGGCUCGGACGUGGAGGCUGAUCUGUCAGAGUCGAUGGUUCUGAAAAAGCAACAAGAAGAAGCACGACUGCGGCGAAAAAAGUCCUGGCUCCUCAACCACGCCACUUCUUCCUUCCUCUCCGACCGAACAAUGUGGCUGCUCGCCGCCGGCUUCUUCCUCGUCACCGGUCCCGGCGAGGCAUACAUCAACAACGUCGGCACCAUCAUACCAUCUCUCACACCGCGAACAUGGCUAGGCCCACCACCCGCCGGCCACCCUUCUUCGCACGUCUCCAUCAUCGCCCUCACCUCCACCAUCGCCCGCAUCCUCACCGGAACAAUCUCCGACAUGUUCGCCCCUCAGCCAAAUAACAACAACAACACCAACAAUAACCACCAAGACACCGAACCCAACAGCACCGCCCCACCACCACCACUCCGGACGCCCACCAGCCUAUCCCGGCUGACGCUCCUCCUCCCCUCCGCCAUCCUCCUCUGCAUCGGCUUCCUCACCCUCUCCCUCCCCUUCCUCGUCCCCAGCAACCCGGCCCUGCUCCCGCUCAGCUCCGCCCUCCUCGGCCUCGGCUACGGCGCCUGCUUCAGCCUCGUCCCCAUCAUCAUCAGCGUGGUGUGGGACGUGGAGAAUUUCGCGACCAACUGGGGCAUCGUGGCGGUCAUGCCCGCUCCGGGCGCGGCCUUGUGGGGGAUCGUCUAUAGCGUCGAGUACGGGGGUCAUGCGGUAAGAGAUGGAGAUGGAGAUGGAGGGGGUGGGGGAGGGCAGUGCUUCGGGAGAGCCUGUUUUGAGGGCUGGGCUUGGGGUUGUGCGGCCAGUGUGUCGCGUUGGCGGUGGUGCUUUGGCUCUGGGCUUGGAGGAGUUGGCGGAGGAGGGAGGUGCUUGUUUAGCUGGGCUUAG
Messenger RNA from Endocarpon pusillum Z07020, 1851 nucleotides. RefSeq lists its product as uncharacterized. Gene Ontology annotation, cellular component: membrane. The record is from RefSeq and is a predicted model, not a curated record. NCBI's taxonomy places the organism in Eukaryota, Fungi, Ascomycota, Eurotiomycetes, Verrucariales, Verrucariaceae. The transcript has 2 exons. Gene Ontology annotation, molecular function: transmembrane transporter activity. Bases 1 to 1851 code for a protein of 616 amino acids. Gene Ontology annotation, biological process: transmembrane transport.